UCGUAAGCCCUCUCUUGAAUAUGGAUCUAUCAAACCAACAAAUUGUUGAUUGUCCAAGCUUCAAGCUCGUAAUCUUAGGCGAUGGCGGUACUGGUAAAACAACUUUUCUCAAAAGGCAUCUGAAUGGUGAAUUCGAUAGAAAAUACGAACCUACUAUUAGUGUGGAGGUUCAUCCAUUAGACUUCUUCACGAAUUACGGAAAAAUUCGAUUUAAUUGUUGGGAUACAGUUGGACAAGAGAAUUUUGGAGGUGUUCGUGAUAAUUACUACAUUCAUGGCCAAUGUGCAAUUAUCAUGUUUGAUUUUACAGUCCGCCUGAGCUACAUGAAUGUACCUACAUGGCAUCGCGAUCUUUUUAGGUUUUGUGAAAAUGUCCCUUUUGUUCUUUGCGGAAACAAAAUUGAUAUCAAACACAAACAGGUUAAGGCGAAGGAGAUUAACUUCUACCGGAGGAAGAAAAAUUGGCCGUAUUAUGAGAUCUCGGCGAAGAGUAAUUAUAAUUUAGAGUUGCCUUUUUUAUUCUUAGCUAGAAAGCUUGUUGGGGACGAUAAUCUUCAUUUUGUGGAGUCGCCUGCACUUGCUCCGCCGGAAGUGAUUUUUGAUUUAGAUACGGAGAAAUGGCGGGAAAUAGAGUUUUUGAAUUGCAUUGGUAAACUGCCACUUCCGGAUGAGGAUGAUGAUUUAGCCGAUGAUCUACGCGGCUUUGAUGAAUAGAACGGAUCGAUAGAGGUGGAGUUAGGAUUUUUUAUUUUUAUAUUGCAUAGUUUUAAAUAUUUCUAGGUUUUGGUUUUGGGGAUUUUUUUUAUGCUUUCUAGUAUUAUUGUAAGGUUGUGCAUGGUUUAUAAAGUUAGAUGAAGUAUGUUCAAUCUGUUGUUG
Molecule: messenger RNA, 875 nt
Organism: Solanum tuberosum (potato)
Lineage: Eukaryota; Viridiplantae; Streptophyta; Magnoliopsida; Solanales; Solanaceae
Product: GTP-binding nuclear protein Ran1B-like
Exons: 1
Coding region: 21-713 (230 amino acids)
Biological process (GO): protein import into nucleus; ribosomal subunit export from nucleus
Cellular component (GO): cytoplasm; nucleus
Molecular function (GO): GTP binding; GTPase activity
Source: RefSeq, a predicted model, not a curated record